AUGUCGCGCAACGCUCGAGUCGAGGAGCUCUCCGACUCCGAUCCCGAUGAGGUCGCCCCCUCCGAUUCCUCUUUCGCCGACAAUGUGAUCAUUGAGCCUGCUGCCGCCCCGCGUCCCGCGCCCGCCAACCCUCCGCCCAUGCCGACUCCGCCCAUGGCCCAGAUGCCGGAGCCCCAGCGCGAAAUCCCCAAACACUUCCAAUGCCUCUACCCCAUCUACUUCGACAAGACCCGCACCCGUGCAGAGGGGCGCAAGGUCGGCAGUGAGCUUGCGGUCGAAAACCCGCUGGCCCGGGACAUCGUCGAUGCAGUCCAGAUGCUGGGACUGCAGGCGGGCUUGGAACCGGAGAAGCUUCAUCCCAAGGACUGGGCCAACCCCGGUCGGGUGCGUGUGCUAUUGAAAAACGAGGACGGAAAGUCCAUGAAUUCAAAAAUCAAGAACAAGCACCACCUCUACAUCCUGAUUGCCCAAUACCUCAAAGCACACCCUACGAACAACCAAUCUCCGUACCGACUACGAAUCCGCGGCCUCCCCAUGCCCGACAAGCUUCCGGACGCGCCCCCUGCCCCACGCGGUUGGAAGAUCGGAAAAAUCCUCCCCAUCCACUCCCCUGCCUACAGCGGAGGAGGUGUCAGCGACAAUCCUUUCAAGGAGGCUAUGGCAGAGAUGCAGAACAUGCAGGGAAUGCCGGGUAUGCCCUCAAUUCCCGGGAUGCCUGGUAUGCCUGGCAUGCCCGGCAUGGGGGGCGAGGCUUCAGGAGCAGGCACUGAAAAGAAGAAGAAGGACAAGAAGAAGGGCAAGGCUUAA
This is a messenger RNA of Penicillium argentinense, 807 nucleotides long. RefSeq names its product RNA-binding signal recognition particle subunit SEC65. Gene Ontology annotation, cellular component: signal recognition particle, endoplasmic reticulum targeting. NCBI's taxonomy places the organism in Eukaryota, Fungi, Ascomycota, Eurotiomycetes, Eurotiales, Aspergillaceae. The record is from RefSeq and is a predicted model, not a curated record. The transcript is spliced from 2 exons. The coding region runs from base 1 to 807 and encodes 268 amino acids. Gene Ontology annotation, molecular function: 7S RNA binding. Gene Ontology annotation, biological process: SRP-dependent cotranslational protein targeting to membrane, signal sequence recognition; SRP-dependent cotranslational protein targeting to membrane.